CCUCUGUGGCUGCUAUUAAAACCCUUAAUGUUUGACUCAAGGAUCACACCUGUCUCAGCUAUGAAACUGCUGGUUCUGAUUUUGUGCUUCACAGUAUUGUGUUCCUCCACCCCUGUGUCUGAGGAGAGGAUACGAGUUAAACGCUCAGAUGACAGCGAUGAGAUGAAUCAGAACUACAUGCAGCCUCAGUAUCAGUACCAGCAAAUUCAGAUCCCCAUUCCAGUGCCAUAUCCACGGCCUUUUGCGUUCCCUAUACCUGUCAUCCCACCUAUCCCUCCUGUCAUCCCACCUGUCAUCCCACCUAUCCCUCCUGUCAUCCCUCCUGUCAUCCCACCUGUCAUCCCACCUAUCCCUCCUGUCAUCCCACCUGUUAUCCCACCUCUCGUCCCACCUGUCAUCCCACCGAUCCCACCUAUCCCACCUAUCAUCCCUCCAAUCGGAAAAUGACACAGACAACCUGCUG
Messenger RNA from Epinephelus fuscoguttatus (brown-marbled grouper), 463 nucleotides. RefSeq lists its product as uncharacterized. Bases 28 to 447 code for a protein of 139 amino acids. The transcript is spliced from 4 exons. Lineage: Eukaryota; Metazoa; Chordata; Actinopteri; Perciformes; Serranidae. The record is from RefSeq and is a predicted model, not a curated record.